AUGAGUGAAAAAUUGAUGAAAAAUGAGAAAGGAAGUAAAUAAAUCGGAUUUUAUACUAAACUUAUUGGCGAAAAAGAAGCAUGUUAUGAAGGAUAGUUCAAAGAUCAUAUAUAAAUUUAUAAUGGAAAAGCAUAAAUAGAUAAUAAAAUUGUGAGAAAUAAAUUAAUUUGUGAAAUAAUUGGCGAUUUAAAUUAGUUUUAGCAGCAAGAAAAUAUAAUAGGAGAAUCCAUUAAAAAUGAAUAAUAUAGUAUUUGUAUGACUAACAAUUUCAACACUAAAUAAUACUAUACUGUUUAACAUUUAUAUUAUCGUAAAGAUGACACAUGUUCUGUUUCUGUUAAAACAUGUAUUUCAUAGGAUUCUAAAAAAUUUGUAGUUUUAAAAAUAUUAGAAAAAACAUCUAGGCAAACAACAGAAUAAUUUGAAAAUUAAGUUUAAUACGAAAUUGAUAUUUUAAAAUAUAUUAAUAAAUCAAACACUCUAAUAACAUUACCAUUUAUUAAAGAAGAAAUUUUAUAAGAGCCUAAUCAACAAAGCAAGGUGUAUAUUUUAAAUAUAGAUUCUGGCAUAAAAAACUUAUUUUAAGUGAAACAUUUCUAUCUUGCAAAUAAAAACUAUGAAGAAUACAAUAGUUUGUAAAAUAGCCCAUUCUGA
Tetrahymena thermophila SB210 is the source of this 654-nucleotide messenger RNA. RefSeq lists its product as hypothetical. Lineage: Eukaryota; Ciliophora; Oligohymenophorea; Hymenostomatida; Tetrahymenidae. The record is from RefSeq and is a predicted model, not a curated record. The transcript is spliced from 3 exons.